Messenger RNA from Penicillium taxi, 2847 nucleotides. Its product is annotated as AP-2 complex subunit alpha. Gene Ontology annotation, cellular component: membrane coat; AP-2 adaptor complex. Gene Ontology annotation, biological process: clathrin-dependent endocytosis; intracellular protein transport. The transcript has 4 exons. The coding region runs from base 1 to 2847 and encodes 948 amino acids. NCBI's taxonomy places the organism in Eukaryota, Fungi, Ascomycota, Eurotiomycetes, Eurotiales, Aspergillaceae. Gene Ontology annotation, molecular function: clathrin-cargo adaptor activity. The record is from RefSeq and is a predicted model, not a curated record.
AUGUCGUCCAUGAAAGGCUUGGUUCAGUUCAUUGCUGACCUGCGUAAUGCGCGAGCACGAGAAUUGGAGGAAAAACGGGUGAAUAAGGAGCUGGCCAACAUCCGACAGAAGUUCAAGUCAGGAAAUCUAAACGGCUACCAGAAGAAGAAAUACGUGUGCAAGUUGCUCUACGUCUAUAUCCAGGGCUACGAUGUCGACUUCGGACAUCUGGAAGCAGUCAAUCUCAUUUCGUCCACUAAAUACUCCGAAAAGCAGAUCGGAUAUCUAGCUCUUACCCUGUUUCUGCAUGAAGAGCAUGAGAUGCUCCAUUUGGUCGUGAACAGUAUCCGGAAGGAUCUGAUGGAUAAUAAGGAACUGAAUGUGUGUCUGGCCCUGCAUGCAGUGGCCAAUGUGGGAGGUCGUGAGCUUGGAGAGGCGCUAGGAUCUGAGGUCCAUCGACUACUGAUCUCGCCGACCUCAAAAGCUUUCGUUAAGAAGAAGGCUGCUCUAACAUUGCUCCGCUUGUACCGCAAAUAUCCCGACAUUGUUCGGAACGAAUGGGCCGAAAGAAUUAUUUCGAUCAUGGAUGACCCGGAUAUGGGUGUCACACUCUCAGUCACAUCACUUGUGAUGGCCUUGGCGCAAGCCUUGCCCGAUGCAUACAAGGGCUGCUAUGUUAAGGCUGCCCAGCGGCUGAAGCGCAUAGUUGUUGAGAACGAUAUUGCACCAGAUUAUCUCUAUUACCGUGUACCAUGUCCUUGGAUCCAGGUCAAGUUCCUUCGUUUGCUGCAGUACUAUCCCCCAUCAGAUGACAGCCAUAUUCGUCAGAUUAUUCGUGAAUCCCUGUCACAAAUGAUGCAAAGCGCCAUGGAGACACCGAAGAACGUCCAGCAGAACAAUGCACAAAAUGCAAUCCUAUUCGAAGCCAUUAAUCUCCUCAUUCAUCUCGGCUCCGAACACAACCUCAUGAUGCAGAUCUCUACCCGCCUCGGUAAAUACAUCCAGUCCCGUGAGACCAAUGUCCGAUAUCUUGGUCUGGAUGCUAUGACGCACUUUGCUGCUCGAGCAGAGACCUUAGACCCCAUUAAAAAGCAUCAAAGUAUCAUCCUGGGCUCUCUCCGGGACAGAGACAUUAGUGUUCGCCGCAAAGGAUUAGAUCUAUUGUACAGCAUGUGCGAUACUUCAAAUGCAGGGCCCAUCGUCAAUGAGCUACUGCGUUACCUACAGACGGCUGAUUAUGCCAUCCGAGAAGAGAUGGUAUUAAAAGUGGCUAUUCUUACUGAGAAAUAUGCUACGGAUGCGCAAUGGUAUAUUGACAUGACCUUGAAACUACUUUCUCUUGCCGGUGAUCAUGUCAACGACGAAGUAUGGCAGCGGGUGAUCCAGAUUGUAACCAACAACGAAGAACUGCAGGCAUAUGCAGCCCAUACUUUACUUGGCUACCUGAAAACAGACUGCCACGAGAGUUUGGUCAAGAUUGGUUGCUACGUUCUUGGCGAGUUUGGCCACCUUAUUGCUGAGAAUCAGGGAUCAAGCCCGAUUGAGCAGUUCCUGGCUUUACAAACCAAGAUGUUUACUGGUUCCGACAAUGCAAGGGCCAUGAUCCUCUCGUCCUUUGUCAAGUUUGUCAACUUAUUCCCUGAGAUUAAACCGCAACUAUUGCAGAUCUUCCGUCUGUAUAGUCACUCCCCCGAUUCCGAGUUGCAACAACGAGCAUUUGAGUACUUGUCACUAGCCACACUCCCAAGUGAUGACCUGCUCCGGACGGUUUGCGACGAGAUGCCACCUUUCUCUGACCGAACAUCUAUUCUUCUGUCACGACUGCACCAGAAGACAGCUGGCACCAGUGAGAAGAAAACUUGGGUAGUUGGCGGAAAGACUGCCAAUGAUGAUAAGCAGGAAGUACUCAUGGCCCAGAAUACCGGCCUCAAGCGUUCCUUUACUACUAUUGUCCACGGCGCACGGACUGGGACUGGAGCUGCAACCGGGGCUAGUGGACCCUCCACCCCCACUAACUCAUCAUCUGGCGAUUUAGCCGGAUUGGACUUCAGCGGACCUUCGGGGCCUGCUCCUAACCUAGCCAGCGCAGCGCAUCUGACGCCUGAAUGGGACAUUGGCUACAACCGACUUUACUUUACUAAUGAAGGUGUCCUCUUUCAGGAUGCCCAGAUUCAGGUUGGCUUACGUUCAGAAUACCGUGGUCACAUGGGUGUUGUGAAGCUCUACAUCUCGAACAAGUCCUCAUACCCCAUCGGAUCCUUGACAACCACUAUAGACAACCCUGCGGCUCCGAACCUGAAAAUCGACAGCAAAAAUCUUCCUGACCCAAGCGUGGCCGCCUCUAGCCAAACCCAACAGACCUUCUUCUGUGCCGCGCAUGGGCCCUUCUCCGAUGCUCCCACUAUUCGUAUCUCAUACCUGGCCGGUGCUCUACAGGCUUACACCCUCCAGCUACCUGUUCUGAUGCACCGAUACAUGGAACCCUCUACUCUGUCUGCUGAUGAAUUCUUCAAGCGCUGGCGCCAGAUUGGUGAUGGACCUCUGGAGGCCCAGAAGACUUUUGGAAUAAGCGGCAAGAACAAGAGCAUCAAUGAGGCAUUCACACGCCAGUCAGUGGAAGGCUUCGGAUGGAAGAUCCUCGAUGGUGUGGACCCGAACAACCAGAAUAUCGUCGGUUGUGCAGUGUACCAGUUUGAGGGUGGCAAGACUGGCUGUCUGCUGCGACUGGAACCCAACUACGAGAAAUCGAUGUAUCGGGUCACUGUUCGCGCGACCCAGGAAGGCAUUCCACAGGGACUGGUCAAACAGAUGGAGCAGAAGCUGUCUCAGGGAAGAAAAUUGAAUGCACCAGGAGUUUAUGAUCCGUAA